Molecule: messenger RNA, 3026 nt
Organism: Argiope bruennichi
Lineage: Eukaryota; Metazoa; Arthropoda; Arachnida; Araneae; Araneidae
Product: sialin-like
Exons: 10
Coding region: 83-1615 (510 amino acids)
Biological process (GO): transmembrane transport; monoatomic anion transport
Molecular function (GO): transmembrane transporter activity
Source: RefSeq, a predicted model, not a curated record
UGUUUUCAGAGAAAAGAUCCCAUAACAUCUCGCCUGACGUCCGACUGACCCGUGCGUUUUAUCUGCUGGAAACACUGCGAAUAUGGUCCCUGCUCGUUUCAUUUUAACCUUUUUAAUAUUUUGGGGAAUGACACUGAUUUUCGGCCAUCGAGUCUGCCUGCACGUGGCCAUGGUGGCGAUGGUCAACAGCAGCGCAGAGGUGGAUUUGCUGCAACUGAGGAACGGGCCUCAAGAAAACAGCAACUUCUGCCCCGUACCAGAAUCGAGUGUCAACGUCACACUAAAUUACAAACAGGGUAGCUAUCCAUGGACUCCGUACACCCAAGGUGUGAUUCUUGCGUCAUACUUCUACGGUUAUGUGGUGGCUCAGAUAAUCGGAGGUCAGAUCAGCGACUUCGUUGGGGCCGCCAGACUCUUCGGGGGUGCGACGCUACUCUCCUCAAUCCUCUCCUGCUUCACGCCCAUGAUAUCUACUUUGGACGCCACCUAUACUAUCGCCCUAAGGACCAUAUUAGGUUUUAUACAUGGUAUGCACUACCCCAGUGCUUAUACACUGAUCGCUCGUUGGGCACCUUUGCAAGAGCGGAGCACCCACCUGUCUUCGUGCGUAAUAGGAACUCACUUCGGCGUGGUGAUGUCUAUGCCUCUCACAGGGUACCUCUGCGAACAUGGUUUCGGAGGUGGAUGGCCCUCGGCGUUUUACCUGUUGGGAUGUGCUGGUUUUGUGUGGUUCCUUCUUUGGGUAUUUCUUGUGUUUGAAUCUCCUGUAAAGCAUCCUAGGAUAAAUGCUAAAGAACUGGACUAUAUUCAGAAAAACACAGAAAUAAUUUCUAAAGAGAAAAAGAAUGCCUCCGUUCCUUGGCUACAGGUGGCUUGCUCAGCUCCCGUUUGGGCCGUCACCGUUGCAAAGUUCUGCGGUGCUUGGAGUUUCAUGUGCUUCCAGUCUAAGCUGCCGGCUUACCUGGACGACGUUCUGCACAUGCCUAUUCAAAAGAAUGGAUUUGUAAAUGCCUUGUUAUUCGGAGCUUUGUGUAUAUCUAUCAUCAUUUCAGGGAAAUUAUCUGAUUGUAUUAGGAGAAAGUAUCGUUUUACAAUCACAACGAUCAGAAAAUCGUUCGAAACAAUUGCACUUCUCGGCCCAGCUCUGUGCAUGGCCGCUAUUCCUCUCGUCAGGUGCAACGCCAAUGCCGUGGUUGCUCUUCUUACAUCUGCGAUGGCUCUCUUCGGGCUGUGUGGCGGUGGAGAUGUGUCUGUCAUCGUCGACAUGACUCCUGAUUUUGCAGGCAAAAUCUUUGGAAUAUCGAAUGCAAUUGCUAGCAUUCCUGGAAUUCUUGCGCCUGUUUUAGCAGGGUACCUCCUGGAAGGAAAUGUAGGUGAUGUGCAGCAGUGGUUAUACAUUUUUUACAUCUCAGUGGGCAUGUACCUGUUCGGAGCAGCGUUUUUUCUUUUGUUCGGUUCUGCCGAAGUUCAACCCUGGGGAAGAUAUUGCGGAGGAAAGACCAGGACACUCUCGGUGAAGGAGGCCAAUCUCAUAUUUACGGUGCCCGUGAUUCUUGGAGUGGACAACAACGAUCUGAAAAAGGAUACUUCUACUGUUGAAAUGACCAGACUUUGAACGAGCAUUUUUUGACAAAAUAUAGUGUAGCUGAAAGCGUUGUCUGAGUUUUUGCUGUUAAAUGAGAUCUCAGUAUGUAUGAAGUCGGUGAAAAAAAAAAUCUUAAAAUCCAUUGUAACUCGAUAAUAAUCCGAACUUCAGAAAUUGUAUUUCGUUGGUAGAAGCACUGGUACUUCAAUUAUAUGGAAAUAUCAUUCAAGAAAUGGCUCACUUGCUUCAAUUACAUUAUAACCCUCUUUGUUUCCAUAACACGAAUGCACAUAAACAAUUUUUUGAAGUUGGUCCGAGCACCACUUUUUAAUUCUCACAAUGAGCUCGUUGGAACUUCAGAACUGUUUAACACAUAUAUUAGUUGCUUAAAUAGUAGAAAUCCAAUGAUGAUAGGUCCGAACUGUUUAGGAGCUGUGACACCAGAGUUCGCCAAAGUUGCCAAAAUUUCAAAACUGUCAUGUAUUCAGUAUACAAUCUUGAUAUUCAUUCUGAUCUUUUUGUUCGUCAGAUAACUUCAGUUCGUCUUAAGAAAGAACAAUCUUAGUCUUUGUGAUAGUUGUACCAUGUUCGAGAAAAUCUGCGAAUAUCACAACACUUUGAUUCUAGAAGAAUAUCGUGAUCAGUUUGUUGUAUGGCUUGGCUUGGCAGUUCUCGAUUUCUUUUGGCAAAAGGGGAAGUCAGAUGUUACUUAAUUAGAAGUAGGAUAAAAAAGCCCUGAAUAUAACCGUUUUUAGGACCUGCCUAGAAGAAUUCAAUCAAUGUUCUUUGGCCAUUUUUAAGUUCCACGAUGGCUUAUCGAUAACAGCCCGAAGUCAAAAUCAGCUAUAGGAAAGGAAGUAAAUAACUAAUGCUUCUACAAACAGAAUUUUCUUUCUUUAGUACUAUAAUUACCGAGCUAUUAUGGAUUAUGGGUUGCUUUUUUAAACCUAUCUUUGUAUAAAACAUAGCGUUCAAUGCAAAUUGUCCACAAAGAGAAGGGUGUAUUCUAUAAUGAAUCAGUUCUAUUUCUGUUUCUGACCAUAUUUUUUCUUCGCAGAACAAACUGUCCUGAAUAUGAAUUAAAUACUGUUGUUGUUGUUUCUUUAAAGAUAAGAAGUAAAAUUGCAAGACUUCGUAUAACAGUAACAUGGAGUUUCUAUUAUUUUUUAUUCGAGAUGGGUUCAAAUGUUAAAUAACAAGUUUAUCUAAAAUAUUAAAUGAAUAGAAAACAAUUGACUAAAAUAUGAUUUUUGUUACGAACAGUCUUCAAACUUACUUGUAUUAAUUGUAUAAGACUUUUUUUUCUAAAAUUAGUUGAAAGACUUUUUUUUAAAUUCUCAUUUUGCUUACUUGUUCAACAUUUAUAAUUAUGUUGCUCUGUAUAUUAAGUAAAAACAUAAUAUGGCAACAAAUAUAAACAUAUUUCAAAUUUAAAUGGCAA